AUGAGGACGACACAGCAACGACAAGUGUGCAUCCUUCUACCAAACAAGCAGCACCUGGACUGUACUGUCAGGGUGAGAGCCAGAGGCCAUGAGGUUUUAAAUAGUGUGUUGCAGCAGCUUGAUGUCAGUGAACUCCAAGUGUUUGGUCUGACUGUCCUCAGAGAUAAUGAAUACCUCUUUCUUGAUCUGGAGCAAAAGCUGAGCAAGUACUUUGGCAAAAGAUGGAACAGAGGAUCCUUAAAGGUCCCAUUCAUCUUAUUUCUCAGAGUGCAGUAUUAUGUAGAGAGCGGGCGGCUGAUAAUGAGCAGCAAAGUGCGGCAGCUCUACUACACUGAGCUGAGGCAGAAGGUGCUGCAUUCACAGAGCCGCCAGCAGGAAGCUUUGUUCUUCCAGCUGGCAGCUUCUGCACUCCAAGCUGAAGUCGGAGAUCUGGAGCAGGGAGCAGAGGGGAAUGAUGAUGAAGAGGAGAGAAAACACAGACAUUACUUCCUUCCUGAAGAUUACUUCCCCUCCUGGCUGAUAAAACGUCGUGGACGAGACUUCCUCCUCCAGCACUGCCCGGUGUUACACGAUGAGCUGAGAGGUCUGACACGUAGCCAAGCUGUCCUGCAGUUUAUAAAAGAGGUCAGCAACCUGCAGGAUGGACCAGCCACCUUCUACAGGAUGAGACAGGAGAAAAGAGAGCUGAGAAGUUCGAUCCUUCUUGGUGUGACAAUGAAAGGAGUCCAUAUUUAUCAGGAGGUGGAAGGGAGGCAGUGUCUAUUGUAUGAUUUUUCCUGGACCGACAUUGACCGUCUCACUUUCCAGGGCAGCAGGUUUGAAAUCACUGCAGUGGGCUCUCUGUGCCUCCCUAAGCUGCUGUAUUACACUCCUUCAGCCUUCCACUCCAAACACGUCCUGCGGCACCUCAGUGACAGUCACCGGCUCCACAUGGACACCAGGGGGGCAGCCUGCUGCAUCCAACAGCUGGAAGACAUGCAGGCCAAUCAGUUCUACAAAGAGGCCUAUAUCUGUGACACAACACGCUUAGCACACAGACUCCACACCAACAGCCUCUCAUCCACCAUGUCCGACUGCAGUGUCAGAGUCGAAACAACCACAACCUGGUCCAAAGAAGAAGAGGAGGAAGAUAAAGUCACAGAGUUUGAGCUGUGUGUGAACGAGCCAGAAGAAUAUUUUGUCGACAACUCAGCUGAGGUGUCGUGGCUGGCUGAGCUGUCUGUCGAUGGACCUUCUGAUUGGGAAGCUGUCACAAUGGAAAUGAAACAGGUUCUGAGGAGGAGAGCUGAUGAAGGGGUUUCUGUGGACUAACAAUACAUUUCUGAUCUUCUGCUACAUUACGAACCACCCUCACCUCUCAGGUUGCCUGGGACAGGUCUGCUCUCUGUCCCCACAGUGAAAACCUAACAUGGGGAAGCAUCGACCAGUUUAACUGUAGUUUUUGCUGCUGCUUAAUAUUAAAUCAAAUAGUUUCUUACACUGCACUGUAACUUUUAUUCUAGUAUUUUAUACCUGUCUUAUGUUAUCUUAGAUUGUUUUGAUUUUCUGUUCUCUUGGCUCUUUAUUGACCUUAUAAAAUUAAUUUCAAUGUUUUUUCAUGGUGUUUCUUUGCACUUUCUCUCAAAGAUUUUUAUGUUUAAUGUGUUGCAUUUUCAAGUGCCUUGUUGUUGAAAUGUGCUAUAUAAUAUAAAAAACUUGCCGUGCCUAUAAUUUAAAGCCAGAGGUUUAAUAAUAUAUAAACUAUUCUUUAAUAACUAUACUGUAAACCCCAA
Messenger RNA from Centropristis striata (black sea bass), 1772 nucleotides. RefSeq names its product FERM domain-containing protein 6-like. NCBI's taxonomy places the organism in Eukaryota, Metazoa, Chordata, Actinopteri, Perciformes, Serranidae. The transcript has 13 exons. Gene Ontology annotation, biological process: positive regulation of hippo signaling. Bases 1 to 1311 code for a protein of 436 amino acids. Gene Ontology annotation, cellular component: cytoplasmic side of apical plasma membrane; cytoskeleton. The record is from RefSeq and is a predicted model, not a curated record.